CGUGUUUGGGUUUGAAAACCGAAAAACAAGGACAGAAGUUUUCCCUUUUAUCUGGCUCGGAAGACGACUACGUGUUCACAGUAAUUAAAGACGGUGCCGUGGUGAUCGCGAUAACAAUAAUCGUCGCGAUUUACGAUAAGCUGAACUCGCGAGCAAAAAAACACUCCGAACCACCAACAGCCCGCGAUAGCUGCGAUCUACAUGGGGCAGAGACGACACGAAGAAUAACGCACGGACCACCACGCACUGCCCGUUUUGCGAUAAAUCCCGAUAUCAUUCCUAUAUUUUAAACCACCAUCCCCUGCAUUUAUAGUCCGGUAGUCGUGCAACGGUAGCGGCAUGGUUAAUGUAAAGUAUGAACGCGUGAAGCAAACGGCGGACCCGGAUACGGGGAUGCAGGAUGGAGAAGAGAUUGAGCUGGAGCCGAACCGAGAAAUACAGCAGCAGUUACAGGAGGAGAUGGAUAAUCAUCACAGUCACACUAACCAGUACCAUCAUCAGCACCAAAACCAAAGUCACCAUCACGAUGCGUAUGCCACACACCCGAGUCAGUACAUCGUGGCAGCUGGUGGCGGGAAAGACCACCGGCACCGUAUGUCCACGAAGCAACAUAUGGGAGCUGGUGUAUCCUCAGGUUUCAGCAAUCGGAUCGUAAUGACGCUCCUACUCAUCGCCUGCUAUUUUACGCUCUCGAUCGGGCUCACGUUCUAUCAGCGUAAUCUGUUGCAGCACUUCAAGCUACCCCUGUUCGUGGUACUGUACCAUCUGGUGGUCAAACUAGUCCUAUCGGCCAUUGUCCGAAGUGUGUUGCGUUGUGCUACCAAGCGACCGCGUAUCUUGCUCGAUUUUCGUACCUCAGUCAGGCGAAUCCUUCCAACCGGACUGGCCAGUGGCAUCGAUAUUAGCUUCUCCAACUGGGGACUCGAGCUGGUACAAAUAUCGCUCUAUACGAUGACCAAAUCGACAACAAUCGUGUUCAUCUUGAUAUUUGCCAUAUUAUUAAAGUUGGAAAAAAAGAGUUGGUCCCUUGGAGCGAUCGUCGUGAUGAUCUCCGGUGGGUUGUUCAUGUUCACCUACAAGUCAACGCAGUUCGACGCUCUCGGGUUUUCGUUCCUGCUGUUUGCUUCCCUUUCGAGCGGCAUUCGCUGGACGCUAGCACAGUUGAUCAUGCAAAAAUCAAAGCUUGGAUUGCACAAUCCGAUUGAUAUGAUCUUUCAUAUGCAACCGUGGAUGAUUCUGUCGGUGUUACCAUUUACGAUUGGUUUUGAGGGACGGAAGCUGAUCGAAGGAUACCAUCUUCUGUACCAGCUACCAUGGACCACAGUGCUCGAUGUCUGGUUAAAGAUCUCUAUCGGAGCGUUUAUCGCUUUUGCCAUGGAAGUGAGCGAGUUUAUGGUACUCACCAGUACCUCUAGUCUAACGCUCUCCGUAGCAGGCAUCUUCAAGGAAAUUUGCCAGCUCGUGUUGGCCGUGGAGCUGAACGAUGAGCAUUUGAGCACGGUGAACGUUCUCGGAUUGGUGAUGUGCCUGGGCGGUAUCUGCUGCCAUGUGGUACACAAAUUCCUAACAUAUCGCGCUGAAACCAGUGCCGAGUCGACAUCACCGCUUGAUAAGGCUAGCGGAUACAGCGAGGAUCAGGACGAAGACGAGGAGGAACCAAGGACGCAGGCACGUUCGGGGAGUAUCGGUACCGUUGCUACCAAAAAUGGUAGCCUUAAAUUUGGUGUUGGAAGCACCAGAUUUAAAAGUAGUCGACACCAGUACCGACCGCUACUAGUGAAUGAAGCUCGCGAUGCGGACGACUCUGACCAUCUGGUAGUGAUGGAGAAUCGAAACUAUCUUUCAGACGAUAGUGACCAGGACGGUGACAACGAUACCCAAGAUGUACUGUUCGACAUACUGAAACGCCGGGAACGAUAAUCAUUCCAAUAGGACGAUAGGAAUCCAGUUGGGAUUCUUCUGCUUAGUAAGGAUAGUGAGAUGGCCGCAAUGGCGAAGGAGAAAAUCGUUGUUGAUGUUGUAAUUUAUCUACUUACACAAGACGUUUGCCGACGAAUGAUCGGAUGCGUUUCUUACUACUUCUAAUGCUCUGCAUCGGUCUACACUUGUGGUCAACCGAUUGGAAUUCCAGCCUAUGUUAAGCAUGUUUUAUUGAACCGGCUGAAUCGAGAGCACCGUUACCCUUUGUUAUCUUAGACAUGAAUGAUAUACUUAAUUUGCUACACAAAACGCUCGCAUUUCCUUCUCUUAUAUGCCAUACACAAAAGCAGUUAUGCUCUGUUACGUCGGCGUCGUGACUAAAGAUUUGUGAUUUUUUUUCAGGGUAGCACCGGCUGCAUACCAUUUUCCAAUUGAACUAGAAUAGAUAUACUUUACUGGGUGGAUGAGGAACUAAGGUAGAGAAAUGUGAAUUAAUGAAUGUUCGUGUAUCCAUCUGAAGCUGCGCCCGGUAGCACAAUGUGUUGAGUGAUAAAUAAGAAGGUGUUUAGAUUGAUGCAGUAUUCGAUGCGCAAGUUAUAGGUAAACAUUUUAUCAUUUUCAUCAAAUAACUGUGGCGUGUACCAGUUCGUGAUUGUGUGUUUUAACUAACUAAAGCGUCAAAUAAACCAUGCUGUAAUCGAAGGGAAACCCAAGACUCUACCAACAACGUA
Molecule: messenger RNA, 2651 nt
Organism: Anopheles darlingi
Lineage: Eukaryota; Metazoa; Arthropoda; Insecta; Diptera; Culicidae
Product: solute carrier family 35 member C2
Exons: 6
Coding region: 340-1920 (526 amino acids)
Biological process (GO): UDP-glucose transmembrane transport
Cellular component (GO): cis-Golgi network; Golgi apparatus; endoplasmic reticulum-Golgi intermediate compartment
Molecular function (GO): antiporter activity
Source: RefSeq, a predicted model, not a curated record